This is a messenger RNA of Strongylocentrotus purpuratus (purple sea urchin), 2980 nucleotides long. RefSeq names its product eukaryotic translation initiation factor 5A-1. Gene Ontology annotation, biological process: positive regulation of translational termination; positive regulation of translational elongation. Gene Ontology annotation, molecular function: ribosome binding; RNA binding; translation elongation factor activity. The coding region runs from base 127 to 597 and encodes 156 amino acids. NCBI's taxonomy places the organism in Eukaryota, Metazoa, Echinodermata, Echinoidea, Camarodonta, Strongylocentrotidae. The transcript has 5 exons. The record is from RefSeq and is a predicted model, not a curated record.
GUACAGUCGAGUAGAUGGCGCGCUUUCUUUCUUGACGCGCAUGCGCACUAAGCUAUGAUCUACAAAUAGUCUUUCCUUCGGCUCUGUUACUCCGUGCACGUGAUAAAAGCCCUAAUACCCCGCACAAUGGCUGAUAAUCAUGAUGAAUAUUUCGAAAGUGGAGACUCUGGAGCGUCCAAGCAUUACCCACAGCAGUGCUCUGCACUUCGUAAGAAUGGUCAUGUUCUCAUCAAAUCUCGUCCCUGCAAAAUUGUAGAAAUGUCCACUUCUAAGACAGGAAAGCAUGGUCAUGCUAAGGUUCAUCUUGUUGCUUUGGACAUAUUCACUUCAAAAAAAUAUGAAGAUAUUUGCCCAUCCACCCAUAACAUGAACGUUCCUCACGUAACACGCAAGGAUUUGCAGUUUGUGGAUAUAGAGGAUGGUUAUCUAUCCCUAAUGAAUGACGCUGGUGAAAUGCGAAGUGAUAUUAAACUCCCUGAUAGUGAUAUCGGCAAAGAAAUUAAAAAGAAGGCCGAAAUAGGUGAACCAUUUAAUUGCACUGUCCUGUCAGCAAUGGGCGAAGAAAUGGUCGUGGCAACCAAGGUCUGUCCCACUUAGAACAGCUAUUGGAUAUCAUGUGACCACAGGGCAGCCAAUCAGUGGCCAAGAAGUCAGCACCGCCUAGCUUGUGCACAGGCUCAUCCAAAGUUGUACAACUUUUUUCUCUUUUUUUUUUCUUUCUGAUUUUCUCCAUUGUCCAGAAACCGGUCCACUCAUGGAAUCAUUGAACAUUCACAAACUUCAGGGGAAAAAAAGAAACAUGUUGUCAGAAUCUCCCAUAGAAGUUCUAGGUCAAGAUUUUCUUCAUUUUCACAGAAAUAAUUCAUAUUUUUUCAGACAGAAAAUCUUUGAUGGACAUUAGGCUUUAUUUAGUCUGUUAUUAAUGUUAAAGAUUGUCAUCUGUAAGCAUAAGUAUACUGGUAUCAGAAGACUGAACACACACAUUCUAUUUGCUUAAUUUGACCCCAGUCAGUCUUCGCUGCUGUGCAAGGUCUCUCCAGCAGAUAUAGAUUGAACCAUCGGGUCGUCGUGCAGUGAUAACAAUUUGUAAAUGCAUUCUAAAAACUAAAAACAGAAGUUGAUCAGAAUCAUCUGCUGGCGUAGAACACCCUAUGAAAGGUUAAGACGUGUUUAUUGUCUGCUAAGAGCCAGAAGGCUCAAAUGGCAUUUCGCUUUGGUAACACCCUUCUGGCCUUUAGGAGACCAGUUCUUAACCCAUUCCUUCAAAAGAAGACUUAGAGGGUUAUAAAUACUGAGUAAUUUCAAUGGGGAUUGUGGUUUUAGGCAUAUGAAGACUUCCACCACCAAGACAAACAAUUGAUAUUAUUUUAAAAAAGAGUGAUCUUAAUGAUUCUGAAUAACACGCCACAGAUUUAUCAAAGAAGUAUUAUUAUCAUUACGCUGGAACCUUGUGAUAAAGGAAAUAUAUUUGGCCCACUUCUUUGGUAUUUUUUAAAUUUUUUAAUAUUUUUUUAAACCCUGAUAUAAUGAAAUUUCAAAGCAAUGUCCUUAGUCCCAAGGAGUUUGUUAUGACGAGGUUCCACUGUAAUUUUUUAUUUUAUUUAAAAUUUUUAUUUCUAUUCCUCGGGUAUUUCUCUCUACAGAGAAUAUGUGAAAAGAAAAAAACUAUUGUACAUUCUUUUUUUCUCUUUGUCUCCCUCUUUUAUUUUCCCCCAAAUUUUGUUUUUGUCCUUAAGAUUAUGUAUGGAUGGUGUUACGAAUCAUCCCAAGUUCUUGUUUCAUGUUUUGUCAAAUUGAAAAAUAGUUUGAUUGUGAUCAAUCACAAUCAGAAAUUGUGGGAAUCGUGUUCAAUGCAUACAGUGGCUUUAUUUUUUUGUUCUCAAAGAGAAAUAUAAAAAAAUAUAAAAUUAUGAAAACUAGAAUGUUUGUGCUCAAACUGGUGUGCCUAACCAGGCAAAAUCCCAGACUUUAUGCGAUUGAAAACUCCACUUUUUUGGUCUGAAUGACAAAAAUCCCCCCCCCCCCCCCCUUAGCAAAAAAGAAAAAGUCAGAGCAGACAUGACAAUCAAUAACCUGCUUUAUCAAUUUUUUCCUUUUAAUGCUGUAUAGCCAAAGUGUAUUUUGGCAAGUAUUUUGUUUUGUUGGGGGGGGGGGGGGGGGGGGGGUGUGUAGAGAGGGACAGGGUAAUCAUUCUCUUAGCAUGAAAUGCUGUAUCUUCCAAAGUAGUCUGAUGAGGGCUUGUUUGUUUCUUUGAAGACAGUCUUGUGUUGAUGUGUUCUGAAGUGAGUCAAUCCUCUCAGGUGUACGUGUGAGAAUAGAUUGCCGUUUUUUGAGACAUUCUGUAGUUCGUUCCAAUUCAAUCAAUCAGUAGUGGCCGUUUUUGAGUCAAUCAGUAUUUGGUUCCAAUUCAAUCAGUGUAGUUUAGCCAUGCAUUAGAAUGUACACUUGUACAUGUGUAUUAUUAUACAUAUUCAUGCCUUUAAGGGCAGAAGGAUUAUUGGUGUCGGUUUAACUAUUUACACUUCAUGUAUAUGGAAUUAUGAAAAGUCUUCAAUUUAUCGACUGUACGAGUAAGAUGCUGCCAGUGCCCAGUUUAAAAACUAGUUGAAACGAAUAACCCUAAGUAGAUUCAGUGUAUAUAACCUGUAGACUGCAUGUGAACAGAUUUGAAAUAGGUUACUGACGGAAAAUAUUAACUAUUUAGCAUGAUCAAAAGCAAAAUUUAGGACAGCCGUAUACAGAGGGUAUGUAUUUUUAUUAUGAUCGUACAGCCUUUUUGUAAUCAUGUUUCUGGCUUCUCAUAUGGAACGGUGUAACGUUCCAAAUUUAACACGUUUAUUUAUGUCACAAAAAAAGAUUGCUUAUAAUGGGCAGAUGUAUACCACAUGUAUGUUUUGACAAAUUAUCAUUCUAUGUAAUUCAAUACUACUUGUAUUUGAUACACCGCUUUUAGAUUAAAUUUGUUCAAAUUCAACGUAAA